AUGGAAGACGAACAACAAGCUGAACUAAUUGAGGAAUGUAAUGUUUUGCGUCGCGAAUUAAAUGAUUUAAUGACAAAUGAUUUCGAUCGUGUUCUAACAGAAAUAACUGAUAUUCUUAAAACUUUAAUUCGUUCAUUAAAGCGUCCAGAUGAAUCAACAGACAUAACAUCAUCUGAUUCUACUGCUAAACCAAUCGUACUAUCAUUAACUCAUCCACAAAACAGUGAAAUUUUAAAAUGUACUGUAACUUUACUGGGAUCGGAUAUAACAACAGCUGAUGUAGUUUAUAAAGCUGGAACAAAAGUUCAACCACCAAUGAAUAAUGCAUUCCGAACAACAAUAGCAACACAACAAAUGAAAUAUUGGUCACUUCAACAAUUACAUGAAUGUACACAACAUCUUGAACGUGCAUUACGUUGUGUUGUAUUAACAGAUUUCGAUCGUAAUAUUGAACAAUUAUAUAAAGCUAUACAAUAUCUUGAUUUAAUUAUUGAUUGUAUUAAUAAUGCGAGAGAUAAUAUUUUAUUACCAAAGAAAAAACGUAUUGAUGAUUUAAGACGAAAUAAAAAUACAACAAUUUUUCAACCACCAAUACCAGAAAAUAUGGCAUUUAGUUAUUAUGUACAAGGUUCAAAAUUAUCAUUUGCUGUUUAUCAUACAAGUGUUCAAGGAAAAUCAAGUGGUUAUUUUAAACAUUUUAUUGAAGCUAAUGUACCGGCACUUGCUGAUUUAGUAAAUCAAUUAUCAUACAUACUUUUACAAUUGCAACAACUUCGAGAUAAAUUACGUAUUUUUGACGAGUAUCAAAAUGGAGCCGACUGGAAUACAAAUAAAUAUUUAUUAUAUCGUUGUUCUUUAUCAACAGAUCGGUGUGAAACAAUUUCAGCAGCAUUAAAGCAAUUUUAUUUAAAAGUUCAUCCUGAUUUAUUUUCUCAAUAUCCAAAAGAGAAAGAUGUUAAUGAAAAAAGUUUACAAUUGGUUAGUGCCUAUCUUUCUGGAUUACAACGUAAAGAAUAUAUGGCAUCAAUCAGUGUUAAAUUCUUUACAAAAUCAUUGUCAAAUUUACCUUCUCCAGCACCAGUUUCAUUCAAUUCUCAUCGAGUUACACUUAAUUCAAAUGAUCUUUUAACUAGUGUAAAUAGUUUAUUAACUGCAUUGAAUUUACCUAUUGUUGAUAGACCAAAAGAACAGAAAAACGUUGGUCGACAUGAAAUUCAAUUUAAAAUAAUUGAAAUUGAAAAAUUUUAUGAUUUUACAAAAAUUCCUAAAAUAUCAAUUAAAACAUGGUUAACAAAUAAUAUUGAAGCAGCACGUGUCAUAGCUAAACGACAUCAAGAAUUAUUGAAUGAAAUCAAUGAUAAAGUUAAUAGUAUUACAGAACGUUUUAAACUUAAAUCAAUUGAAUAUAGUGAUGAUUGGUCUGUACCACAAUUUUCUACUUGUUUAAGAACAUUACUUAUGUAUGCUGAUAAAUGGCAUGAAAAACUUUUGACUUUACAAGGUAAACGACUUAUAUUUGGAAAUAAAUCAUGUUUACUUCAAGAUGGUUCACUUGAAUUAAGUGCUAAUGAUCCACCUAUUUAUUGGGAUCAUGUUAUUUGUUGUGAAUUACUUGAUUCAAAUAAAUAUAUGGAAAAAAUAGCUUCAUAUGAAAAUAAUUUAAGUCAAUAUUUUCGUGGUAUUACAAUUCGACAAGAUCCUGAUUCAGAAUCUUUAUGUCGUGCACAUACAUAUUUAUAUCAUCUUAUACAAUUAAGUUCACAUCUUAAUUUAAAUCGUCAUCAUGAAGCACAUAAAAAAAUAUCAUGGGCAAAUUUUUAUUUAUUUAUCAAUCCAUAUAGUUCAGAACCAUCAUUAACUAAUAGUGGAUUUUUUCAAAUAAAUGCAUUUGAUGCAACUAUGGAUAUAUUAGAAUUUAUGAUUGAUAAUAGAAAACAAGCCGAAAAAACACGAAAUUUAUAUGAAAAAGAUGUUGUUAAAGAGCGUAAUUUACUUGAAAUAAUACAAAAACAAUUUAAUUUAACUGAUAUACUAAUCAAUCGACGUUUAAAAAAACGUGAUAUUAAUCAAUGCUGUCAACGCUUACUCGAUGAGCGGCAACAUUUUUUAAAUAUUUUGACAAAAUGUCGUCUUAAAAUUGAUAAAAAUUAUAAUCUAGCACAAAAUGGUACUAUAUCAAUACCAUGGGAUUGGUCCUUUGCAUCAAAUGAAACACUUUAA
Rotaria sp. Silwood1 is the source of this 2220-nucleotide messenger RNA. NCBI's taxonomy places the organism in Eukaryota, Metazoa, Rotifera, Eurotatoria, Philodinida, Philodinidae. The record is from the annotation of a GenBank genome assembly.